UCACAUUAAAAUUUCUCCUUUAUAUACAAUGUAAGUCAUAUGUAAUGUUUCUAAUAAUUAAGAAAAAGAAAUUAAAAAAGAAAAAUAACAAAAGGAGACACUUAAUUAAGCAAACACGAUAAGAACAAUAAAACUUUUGUGUUUUUUAAAAAAGAGAUAGCAAUGGUUAAGGAAACAGAUUUAUUAUAGCAUGGGAAGAGUCAUAGCAGUGUGUACCACAGUAAAGCUAUUUCGAAGCAUUAGCCAUAGGUCACAAUAAUUCUCAGAGGUGAAUUUCGUCAAAUCAAGCAAAUUCAAGUGGAUACAAAAAUGAAUGGUGGUGAUGGCUAAGGUGGGAUCUAAAUAAAAGUUGAUUUAUUAAAUGACCCUAAAAAUACUAGCACUGUCGUAAAUGAUAUCAUCCCACACCUAUCUGAAGAUGAGAAUAUUGAAUUUAAGGAUGAGGAGGAGGAGGAGUAUGAGGAGGAAGAAGAAUAAGAAUAGGAUUGUGUUUUAACUACAUCAUCAAGAUCAGUAGUUUAAGAUAUUGCCAAUACAUCAAGUAACAUGUAGUCCCAGAUUAGCUAAGAGUAAGUGACUAUUGAUAAAUUCAUUUUGUAACAUCCUGUGCUUAUCGCAACUCGAGUUGUGAAUCUCUACCCUAAAGAAAUCUUCCUGAAUACUUGGCAAAAAUACAUCAAGUAGGAAAGAAUAGAAGAGAAGAUGGGUAUUGAGACGAUUAACGUGUUGUCAACGUUUGCGUAAAAGAAUCCUACACUGCUUAACAGUGAAGUGAUUGAAAACCUAGAAAGGAUUAAUGCUUAGACUUAGCCUAUCAAUCUCUGUAACCAAGUAGAGAAUUGGUGGGAAUUGUUAGGAUAUGGUUUGAAAAUAUACAAAAAAUCGAGCUCCUAGAAAAACGAGAGGAAUUAUGGGCGUAAGCCUAUGAUAAGUGAUAAUGUUCUUGGUUACAUUUAUGCGUACUUUUGCAUUCAUGACUUGUUGAAACCUCUAAAUACUUCUCGUAGUUUGAUCCCUGGGAAUAUUUUUAGGACUUUUGCAUAAUAAUUAGGAUUUCAUAUCCCUAAUAAUCAUAAGUAUAUUAGUGACCUUAAAGCCCGUAUGCUUUACCUAUAUGAAAAGCGCUUAAUUCGUAAAGAUAAGAAACUGUGUUUGUAGAAAAAUUUAAUGCCAGUUGAGAGAGGUGGAGGAGGAAUCCUCAUCAAGGAUAUUGGAAUAGCCUCCCCCUCCUCUGCCUAGCCUGAACUGAUUAAAAAGGAAGAUGAAAAUAGUAGUUGUGAAGAUGAAGUUGAAAAGAACCUGGUUUUAUAAUUUAGAUGA
Molecule: messenger RNA, 1320 nt
Organism: Tetrahymena thermophila SB210
Lineage: Eukaryota; Ciliophora; Oligohymenophorea; Hymenostomatida; Tetrahymenidae
Exons: 1
Source: RefSeq, a predicted model, not a curated record